UAACAUUUUUUUUACAUAGGUGACAUAGACAUAGGCCUAUCAGAUUUAUUAGAUGGUCUAGUAAAUAGAAUCUAGAUCUAGACUAUAGACUAAAUUCUAGAUGAAUGCAACUUUUGAUAUCUUAUAGAUCUACUCAGAUAGAUCAGAUAAUAUAGAUCUAUUCUAGUCAUACGACUUGGAAGACUUAGUAAUAUUAAAUAUUAUAUAGAUUCUAGAAAUAAAUUUAAUGUAGACUCUACUCUACAGAGAGUUGAGAGAGUCUAUAGUCUACUCUACUUCUAUUCUACAUUGACUACAUCUAUAGCUAGAUCUAGAUCUACUUAGCUAGUGUUCUAGUAGUGACUUCCCUAGAUUCUGAUCUACGAUAGAGUCUCAUAAAGUAAAGUUUUAAAAAUAGAAAAAAAAAUGUUGCUUGGAAGAUUAAUGCAACGAUUAAUGCCUAUGCGACAUUGCCGACAGCCAUGGAUUUUCGCAUGUAGCAACAUACAUGCACAAGCACAAUGUCAAAAUACAGAUUCUGGCUUCAAACUACAGUACAUCAACAAUAUUGCAUUACUUCAUAUGGACAAGAAUGUGAUGGAUGGCAACUUUGUUAAAAACAUGAAUGUUUUACUGGAUUCUGUUGAGAGUAACAAGUCUUGUUUGGCUCUUGCUACAAUUGGCAAUAGCAAGUUUUACAGUAAUGGGCUUGACCUGAAAUAUAUGGAAACUCUAUCACCAGAAGACCUUGUGACAUUCAUCCAUGAUGCUAAAAGGUUACUUCAUAGAAUUCUGUUGUUUCCGAUGCCAACACUUGCUAUUUUAAAUGGAAGUACUUAUGCAUUCGGAGCUUUUCUGGCAUUUGCACAUGAUAUACGCACAAUGAGCACUGAUAAAACAGUUUUGUCAUUUACUGCUGUUCAUGAAAAAAGACGAGUUAGUGGAUUUAUCAGAGACUAUUUGAAGAUAAAGUUAGGAGGUGGAAAAAAUGUAGCUGAUGCACUAAUAUUGGCCAGGCAUUACAAAGCAAAAGAUGCUCAUAAAAGUCUGCUUGUCCAUGCCAUUCAUCCUGAGGCCUCACUGUUGGACUACUCAUUGCAGGUACUGGAAUCCUUCUUAGUUCCUGGACCCUUUCCAAGAGAAGGAAUUUUAGGAAUGAAGAGCGACAUCUACAAGCAGCCAAUAGAUUCCUUUGUAGAAGAUCUGAACAUGAAGAGACCAUUCUUUGUGGUUCAAUAUAUGACACCCACACAGUUGGCCAAUUACAAAGCUUGAAGCUCAUGAAAAUGAUGGACUAGUUAGUGACAAAUGAAAAUGUUUGUAUGCUAGCUGUUUUUCCUUUCUUUGGACUCUUUAAAUUGAUAUUAUUUUUUUUAAAACUCACUUGUGAUGAGAGUGACUUAAUCUAGAUCUACUUCUAAUGUGAGCUAUUCACCGCCAGCAAUCGCUUUUCAUAGUCAAAUGUCCUGUUCAGUCCAUUUCUUUUUUGCUCCAGACUUGACCAACUUUUGGUGUCAGUCUCUUUUUGUGCCGCCAGGAGCUACAUAAACAACCUCUUUCAUGCCCUGUAGAGUCCACCUAAGUAACUGCCAAAUGAAGGCUAGUUCUGGGAACUAAAAAUAGCAUUCUUUCCAGCUCUUACUGUUAUGGAAACAAAUCUACAAUGUUUUAUGUUUGUGUGUAUGCUUGAUACUUUAAUGAAACAUGUUUUUUUAUUUGUUCGUAAGUUAUUUAGGGGUAAAUUUGCUGGCUUUAAAAAUAUCAUGGGAUAUUAUGCUAAUUUAAUAUAAAUGAUUCACUGUUGCCUUAUAUUUUUUUUAACCUUUAGAUAAGAAUUGUACAAAUAUUAUUUUUUUCUAUUACCAUGUACUGGAGUCUGUGAAAGUGAUAAGAGAACUGUGUUUAGCUGUACGAUGACAUUUUUUGUUCACAAUGAUGUCUGCAAUAAUUAUUUUUUAAAAACUUGAAUAUUAUUACAAUUGAUCAUUUCAGUAACCAAAUUUUAAGAGAAUUCUAGGACAUAGAUCAGCAAACACUAGUGACCCCAUUCCUUUGUCCCUGUUUGUCCUUGAAUCUCAAUAGUCCUAUGUCAGUCUUGAAGCUGUGUUUCUAAUAUGCAAAGUAAGAACUAGGAAAGAAAAUCUUGAAUUACAUUUGUUUAUCCCAGAGAUUGAAAAAGUAUGUAAGGCAAUCAGAAUUUUUCAUUCUUUUUUUUCUUUUUUUUUUGAAAAAGAUCAUCUCAUUUCAUCAGAAUUGUUUGACUUAAUUUUGCUCAUACAUUAUAUCAAUUUUGUUCUACUCUAAUACAACAUGGUGGCUCAAAUCUCUGACAGAUGAUGUCUUGGAUAUUGUAAUAUAUGUACAUACUUGCUUUCACCUAUGCAGAAAAUGCUUAUGAAUACUACAAGGUCUUAAAAAACAUCUUAAUCUACUUGAUAUAAACAUAGAGUUGUGUUUCUAAGUAAUUUUCACAUCCAUUUGUUUAGUCCAAAGGAUGUUUAUAUUGUUUUAAAUAUUAUUUAUUGCAAAAAUAAAAAUGCCUAUGGUCAUUCUAAAAACAAAGUUUGAAAUAAUAUCUAUUGAGUUAAUAUUGUUUUCUUUAAAAUUCAAUUUUAAAAAAUUAGAACAAUAAAAAUAUUUCACUGCAA
Molecule: messenger RNA, 2627 nt
Organism: Biomphalaria glabrata
Lineage: Eukaryota; Metazoa; Mollusca; Gastropoda; Planorbidae
Exons: 5
Coding region: 406-1254 (282 amino acids)
Biological process (GO): fatty acid beta-oxidation
Cellular component (GO): peroxisome
Molecular function (GO): delta(3)-delta(2)-enoyl-CoA isomerase activity; enoyl-CoA hydratase activity
Source: RefSeq, a predicted model, not a curated record